CCAUCCCAGCUUCAGCUCCCCCCUUCCCUCGCCGACCUCGCCCGUUUUUAAUCCUACCUACCGUUCCGUUCAUUCGCUGAAUCUCGACCGGGAAACGUCAUUCGUUAUACUUGGAGCCUGAUCAGGUACCCGAGGUCCUGGGAUUAUUGGCAUUUUCCGAUACUGCUUGGACAACGUGGAUUGAAUCAUUUACGGGGGGACUGACCUCCCCGAGGAGGUCAUCCCGUUCGCUGUCGAUGGCCGAAAUGUCUGUACGUUGCGACGCGAGAUGGCACCAUGAUGCGGGUUCAGCUGUCGGGACCAGAAGACAGGGUAUCCAAGGUUUCGGGUUCGUGCAGGAUCAGCAAACGACGCGACGAUGGCGCUGGCGCAGAGAUCGAUCAUGGGUCAGUGGUAUUAGCUUGAUGCUGGUUGUGUUGUUGAUAUCUUGGAUACCUCCUGCCUCUGCGGUGUUACUGGACUUUGAGAACUGUCUGGAACCCGCUGUGAUUCAAUCGGAACCACGACAGCUGCAAUUCGUCCCAUUCGACGUCUCCGUUGUUUUCAAACAGCACGACUCCCUUCACCCUUUAAAUAUAUCCAUAUACGGCAACGUCUCGGGAACUGCGAACGGGGAAUCUUAUCCAUCGCCGGAUGACCCCCAGUGGUCGAACCCGAAUGACACUGUCGGAAAGAUCGUGGACCUGGAUGCUGCCAACAACAAAUACUCCACCCUUCUGUCGUCAAUCGACGUUCUGAGCUUUUCUCCUUACAAUGAAGCGUCAAGAUUCUGCGACUCGGUCUUCCAGGGGUCUUGCCCCCUGGGCCCCGUUUUCUAUGUCAACUCGUCGGACUUGUCCGCUUUGCGCGCCUUUUCGAUUGAACAUGAUAUGCUUUCCUCCUAUUACUUUUCGACCUUGUCGUCAAGACUCGUGAUUAAAUCUGGUGACGCUGCUGCCACGAAGCUCGGUUGUAUAUCCGUCGCAAUAACCCCCGAUCUGGGGUCGUCUCUGAAAAGCACCUUGGCUUAUAUCCCCCUUGUUAUACUUGUCCUGGUCGGUAUUGCCACGGUAACGGCAGCGAUUUAUAGCCCAUGGGGUACUACGGACCCCUUCCACUGGACUAGUAAUUAUGGUCGCGACGAAGAUGUGCUCCGAUUAGUAACGCCUGGUUUUGGGGACUGCCUACAGUACAUCCAGUUUGCAGUGUUGACCGGCUCUCUAACCCUGAACUACCCUGGUUUCUAUCAGCCUGUGAUCAGCCGGGUUGCUUGGUCCGUACUCAUGUUCAAUCAGAGUUUCCUGGAUCCCGGAAACGAGCAAAACCCCGUCAAGGACGGUGUGUAUGCCGUCAACGCUACCUACGGAUUGGACAAACUGGAUCAAUAUGUCGGCAUGCCUGCAGCGCGUGAUAUUUGGCCGGGAAUGAUGGUUUGGCUACUGGUAAUUCUAGUCGUCGUCACGCUAUCAAUCCAGGUGGUUUUUGGCUUGCGUUCAAUCUCCCGCAAGAUCGCCAAUAGUCCAGAGGAGGACCUUCGCUCUAAAAACAUGCCUUUCACCGUUGGGAACAUUGUCCGGGUCGUCUUCAAUUUUCUACUGCUCCCGAUCCUAUCAAUAUCCUUUUUCCAGUUGGUUAUUGCCAGCGAAUCUCCGGCAUAUUCUGUCGCACUCGCAGUUGUGGUCAUAGUGAUCCUGGCAGCCUUCUCUCUUUGGACAGUGCGGCUCAUUGCGAACACUCGGCCCAAGUCCUACCUUUUCGACGAUCUUUCGACCGUACUACUCUACGGCCCGCUUUACAACACUUUCUGUGACGAUGCAGCUGCCUUCGCUUUGGUGCCAAUAUUUCUUACGUUCGUUCGUGGUAUUGCCAUUGGGGCGCUACAGCUCUCCGGCAUCGCCCAGAUCGUACUACUGGCUAUCUGCGAGGUGGUGUCGAUUUUGACACUGAUAGCUUUCAAACCGUACCCGUCGCCAACGUCGAUGAACCUCUACCAUGCAUGCUUCUCCAUCGUUCGCUUCCUGACGAUUUUGCUCAGCGUCGUUUUUGUUCCUUCAUUGCGCAUCUCACAGGCCGCUCGAGGAUGGAUUGGCUAUAUCAUUCUGUUCCUUCAUGCGCUUGUCAUGGUAUUCGGAUUCUUUUUGAACGCUCUGCAGACCCUUAUCGAAGUCAUUGCACGACUCGCCGGUGCGGGUGGUUACGAAGGAGGUGUUACCCGCGGUGGCCUGGUUAAGGUAUUCGGUAUGCGGCAACUGUCACGCCGUGUGCCCAGACAAAGCGUCGCCACUCGUCAAAGCAUGGGAUCUGAAGCUGCCAUGCUAGCGCACACCGAUGACAGGCUGUCAUCUCAGUUUGACGGGUCGAGACCUCGUAGUCUUUCCGGAAGCUCAGCCAUGCUUUUGAACCGUGCUGGUGCAAGUGAAGGGCGGGCUAGUGCAAUUUUCGAUUCCGGCAGCGCGCAUGGCGGAAACCACAGUCGGGCUAACAGUAGCGGUAUUUUUACGCCCUCAACACCCGGUGGCUUUGCUGCCGGGUAUCAAACCCCAGGAAGUAACUCCCCGAAGAGCGGUCCCGUCUUUGCGAUGCAUCCGCAUGACCCUUACUAUCGGCCACCGCGGCCUCGCAAGAAGGUCGUGGAUAUGGGAGCUGCCGGAGAGAAGGGCAGAGCAUCGCGGCACACGCACAGAUCUUCAAGUUACGGGGAGAUCGAUGAUGACAUUAUCGAAGGGCCGUCGGUCUCUGGGAGGGGCACGCCUACUCCCGCGUAUAUUCCGGCGCCAAAAGAUGACCUUGACCUUGAUGAUCCCCGGCAGUCACGCAAGGACUACGCGGUCCGUGAAGUCGACUUCUACUACCGAGUCCGGGGGCCGCCAUUAUCCCAGUCGGGCACGCGCAAGUUGAAGACUGGUCCAGCUGACCCCACCGGUCCGGUUUCUUCUGCUACCGGCUUCUUCCGUAGUCUGUUCCGUGGGAAAACCAAGGAGAAAGGAAAAGGCUUCGAGGUCGUGCGCAGCAGCAGAGCACCACCACCUGGUCUCUUCCCCGAAAGUGAAGAGUUCCAUGACCAACAUGAACCCUACCGAGACGAACCUGACGACCAGGCUGCCGCAGAGCAGAACCGUGAGGCCUCGGAGGCUAAUGCACAAUACCGUGAUUCGGACGGUGAAGGAAACGAGCGGUCUACGGAGACGCAGACUGUUCUGCCCAAGGUAGAAACUGGCGGCGACAUUGAGCUUCCGAGUCGCGCGGGUUCUCAGCAUAGCUCCCAGUCUCCGUCUCGACCGGGUGCCGGACGCCAGGGCUCUAUACGUUCUCUGGCUCCGGAAGAGCUGGAUCUGACGCAAAACCCUCUCUCUGUGGUGACAGAUACAGCCGCCCUGCAAUCAAUGGAAUCCGGUCACGGAGAACCAUCUGUUCAUAAUCCCGGGCAACUCCAUCCGUCGGCCUCAGUCACUGGUCGGUUACCAUUCACUGCUACCAGCUCGGCCUCCCGAGAUCGCAAUUUUUCCAUAGCUUCCACAACCGCAUCCACCACAUCAAGUCGUCGGGUAAACGAUGGAAGCACACGUGUUGAGCGUCCAUCCAGUAUGGGUUACGUCGCACAGUACCGCACUCAGGAUAAUAUCCACGAAGCCAGUCCGGAUGAACCAUCGUUUGCGGGCAGCGCCGCCGAACUGGUGGAUGAAGCGCAUCACCACGACGAGGCACACUGAAGGCAGCCUUGUCAGUCUGAAAGCAUAAGCGAAGCUAUCUUCCAUCGGCAUUGCUGUGGAGAUGACGAAUUUCUUUCUCACAAUGUGUCGUCAACAAAAGGAUUAUGUGCAAGGAGUUUGUGAUAUAUGGGU
Messenger RNA from Aspergillus eucalypticola CBS 122712, 3821 nucleotides. RefSeq lists its product as uncharacterized. Bases 237 to 3689 code for a protein of 1150 amino acids. The transcript is spliced from 2 exons. Gene Ontology annotation, biological process: transmembrane transport. The record is from RefSeq and is a predicted model, not a curated record. Lineage: Eukaryota; Fungi; Ascomycota; Eurotiomycetes; Eurotiales; Aspergillaceae.